Messenger RNA from Hemibagrus wyckioides, 1246 nucleotides. Its product is annotated as extracellular calcium-sensing receptor-like. Lineage: Eukaryota; Metazoa; Chordata; Actinopteri; Siluriformes; Bagridae. The record is from RefSeq and is a predicted model, not a curated record. Gene Ontology annotation, cellular component: membrane. The transcript has 3 exons. Gene Ontology annotation, biological process: G protein-coupled receptor signaling pathway. Gene Ontology annotation, molecular function: G protein-coupled receptor activity. The coding region runs from base 132 to 1223 and encodes 363 amino acids.
CUGCAAACCCACAGAUAUGGAAGGAUGGUGACAUCAUUGUUGGAGGGACUUUCCCAUUUCAUAAUAGUUGGGAGACCACUGACUUAUCCUAUGUGGUCAAGCCACCUCCAGUGAAGUGCACAAGCCUUGAUAUGAGAACACUCCAGUUUUCCCAGUCAUUGAUCUUUGCAGUAGAGGAAAUAAACAACAGUUCUUCUUUACUGCCAGGUGUCUCUCUGGGAUACAAGAUCUAUGAUACAUGUAGUUUUGCUCCACAGGGGAUUAAAAUGGCUAUGGCACUUGUUAAUGGAAAUGAGAAAUCAAUUUCAGAUGAACCCUGUACAAAGCCAGCCCAGGUCCAAGCUAUAAUAGGUGAAACAUACUCAUCAGUGUCUACGGCUAUUGCAAACAGUAUUGGGCCAUUCAGUGUUCCUAUUAUCAGUCAUUAUUCCACCUGUGAGUGUCUCAGUGACAAAAGGAAAUAUCCCUCAUUUCUGCGCACUGUUCCUGGUAAUUAUUACCAGAGCAGAGCACUAGCAGAGAUGGUCAAGCACUUUGGCUGGACCUGGGUGGGAGCAAUAAGAAGAGAUGAUGAUUAUGGUAACAGUGGAAUGGCAGCAUUUACUAAAAAUGCAGAACAGUUAGGCAUCUGCUUAGAAUACUCACUUCCAUAUUUUAAAACAUACUCAAAAGAAAGAGUAUUGAGAAUCAUUGACCAGAUCAAAAUCUCAACUUCUCGUGUGAUUGUUGGAUUUCUUGAUGCCUGGGAUUUGGAGGAUCUAUUGCAAAUAUUUUUUGAACACAAUAUCACUGGAUAUCAGUGGGUGGGAACAGAGGGCUGGAUGAUUGACCCAGAGCUAGCCAGUUUGGACAAAAAAUACAAUAUACUGCAAGGAGCUAUAGGGCUAGCUAUCCCCAAAGCAAACGUGACAGGUCUUCAGGAUUUCAUUCUAGAUGUAAAACCACUGAAAUCUGUAGGCAGUGCCAUUUUUCCUGAAUUCUGGAUGGCUUUGUUUGACUGUGAAUAUACACUGCAGAAUGAUUCAAAGGGCUUGCCCAUGUGCACAGGAGAAGAGAAGCUGUCUGAAGUAGAAAACACAUUCACUGAUAUGUCACUGAUGCCCAUUUUUAGUAAUGUGUAUAAAGGAGUUUAUGCUAUUGCCCAUACACUACACAACCUCCUUGGCUGCAAUAAAACAUGUCUUACAAAGCAGCAGCCUGGUCCUGUCACAGUGAGUAUAUAAACAAUGUUUAUUAUUAUAAUUAA